Molecule: messenger RNA, 1056 nt
Organism: Saprolegnia parasitica CBS 223.65
Lineage: Eukaryota; Oomycota; Saprolegniomycetes; Saprolegniales; Saprolegniaceae
Exons: 2
Coding region: 1-1056 (351 amino acids)
Molecular function (GO): zinc ion binding; nucleic acid binding
Source: RefSeq, a predicted model, not a curated record
AUGGCGAAGAGCACGAAGCGCCCGCGCGAGUCGGCGCCCAAGAGCCGUGGCGGCAGCGACUUUGUGGUGGUGAACCCGUCCUUGCUGCGUGCGACUGAGGCGCCUGCGCCCAAGAAGGCCAAGAAAGAUGUCAAGAAGGCCGACGCGAAGAAGCAAAAGACCACCGAGAGCAAGCCUGCCAAGGACGCGCCAAAGCCCAAGGCCGGGGGCGUGUACCACUGCGUCGUGUGCGAUUUGGACGUGACGAUGGGUGCCAAGGCCAUGCACGAGCAAGGAAAGAAGCACCAGCGCGCGCUAACGUCGAGCGGCCUUGUCACGGCAGAGACGCCUACUGCUGUCGCAAAGGCGACCGUUGCGUCGUCUGCCAAGGCUGAUGCGGCAAAGGCUGCUCCGGUGCCGACGUCGGUGCAGUAUGUGCACGUCUCCCGCCCCGAGGACUUUGUCGGGGCCGUUUACGCUCUCUUCGACAUGCAUCGCAUGCGCCGUGCGCUUGUCGUUGUGCCGAACAAGGGCCACGCGCUCUUGCAGCCUCAGAUGGUCGCUGGAGCGCUCAAGCACCUUGGUUUCACGGCCCUCGCGGUCCACGCCAAGACCCCGGCCACGCAGCGCCAGCAGACACUCGAGAAGUACCGGUCGUCGUCGUCGAUGGUCCUCGUGGCCACCGAGCACUUGGCGAAAGGCCUGGCGUCGCCAAGCUCCGUGUACGUCAACUGUACACCGAGCACAUCGAAUGGCGUUGUCUACGUGGUGCUGGAGAAGGACGCGGCGCCGGCCAGCGACUGGUCGCCUGUCCCGCUUUGGAACAAGCUCGCGCUGCAAAAAGCAUCUUCGCGCGCCGCGAUGGCCAAGACGAUCCAUGAGCUCACGACGCAAGACGUCGAUAACGAAGCGCAAUGGAUCCAAAAGCUCGCGUCUGCGUCCGGGCUCGACGCCGACGACGCGCCCAAGGCCAAGCCGUCGGCCAACCACCAAAAGCUGGCGUCUCUUGCCGAAAAACUCUUCCUCCACAUGGGCUUCCCGCUCACGCACUCGGGCCCUGUCGACCUGCGGGCAUGA